CACAGACACUCCUUUGCCCAUUCAGCCAGUCACUCAUUUAUCAUUUUUCACCCUUUUCGCUUUCGUUCUGCCCAAUCGUCUCCCAAUAUCCAGAAUCUACCAUCAUGAAGUUUUCCAACGUCAUCGUCAUUGCCCUGAGUCUUGGGUGCCGGGUUCUUGCUGCUCCCGCUGCUCCCACACACGCACCUGUUGCAGGCUUUAAUGCCCUGCCUGCAAACGUUCCCUUAGAAGAUGUUGCAGACGUUGAGGCUCAGGCUGCAGACGUUCACUUAGAAGAUGUUCCAGCAGUUCUACCAGCCAGAUCGUUACCCGUCAGCUCCCCGAACACCGCAAUGAUCGAAGGUGCCGUUUCUGGUCUCAAGAACUCCGUCUCUGGAGAGCUUUCCACCAUCAUGUCAAUGUCUGCCAAAAACGCCGCCUCUUACGACAUCCCCGUCAUCAAGAAUAGCCUUGCAAACAUCGCCACACACAUGAAAGCAGCAACUACAGGCAUGGCUCCUGCACUAGUUGCUGCAGCCACAUAUCUCACUGCCGAAGAAACACAAUCUCUUCUCUGUGCUCUCAAUGAAAUCGAGGGCAUUGUCUUCAACCUCAAAUCAGCCCUCUCAACUAUCCUGUCCAACAUCGAAGCUGGCGCCAAGGGGUUGAUCGCCCCUGAAAUCGCAACGGUUCUUGGACUGACCAUGCCCUUGGUGGCCCCUCUCAUAGGAUCCGUAUACAUCACCGUAGGUUCGCUUCCCGGCGGUGAUGCAGUCACGACUGAGCUCACCACCGUUGCUGGCUCUGUUAUGGGAGAUGCGGUCGCAUUGAAGACCUUGGGUGGUCAUUGAGCAUGCUGCAACCACGGAGUGUGCUAGCUAUUUUUGGCGUAGGUGCUAGGGCGUUGAUCUUCUAUAACUUGUAAUAUUAGAUUUCAAUUGUGCGAUGAUGAGAAUGCGCGAGAAGUGUCAUUCAGUGGUGUCCUUUCCGGGUGCAGAGGGAACAAUGCUAGAGAAUAUGACACCUUGAAACUGUAU
Messenger RNA from Hyaloscypha bicolor E, 1016 nucleotides. RefSeq lists its product as uncharacterized. The transcript is spliced from 3 exons. NCBI's taxonomy places the organism in Eukaryota, Fungi, Ascomycota, Leotiomycetes, Helotiales, Hyaloscyphaceae. The record is from RefSeq and is a predicted model, not a curated record. Bases 105 to 830 code for a protein of 241 amino acids.